Messenger RNA from Paramecium sonneborni, 426 nucleotides. Lineage: Eukaryota; Ciliophora; Oligohymenophorea; Peniculida; Parameciidae. The record is from the annotation of a GenBank genome assembly.
AUGAGUUUUAGAAUUGAGGACUCUCCAUAAUUCAAAGGAGAAGACUUAAGUCUCUCAAAAAUAUAUUAAUAGAGAGAAUCCCAUUUUUCUGGAUUCUCUUAUCCAAGUAGUGUAAGACAUUAGAAAAAGUUUAAUUUUCAAGCCUCAGUAGAAACAAAGGCUCAAACCCUAAAUUAAACUAACAUAGAGAAUGCUUCAAAUGAAUUAAGCUAUGAAAUAGAGAAAUUGAUUAAAGAAAGAGAAUAAUUAUUUACAUAAGUGCAAUAUUUUAAUCCAAAAAUUACUUUUAACGUUUGGGAAUCACCAUAAAGAAUAAGAAUUUAAAGAAAUAGUGCUCCAAUAGCAAAUAAUAGAUUAUAUUAUAUAAAUUAACAGAUCAUAGAUGCUGAACACACCUACAAUAAAUUCAGCUAUUAAUUAAUUUGA